This is a messenger RNA of Anguilla rostrata (American eel), 4671 nucleotides long. Its product is annotated as gap junction alpha-4 protein-like. The coding region runs from base 405 to 1415 and encodes 336 amino acids. Lineage: Eukaryota; Metazoa; Chordata; Actinopteri; Anguilliformes; Anguillidae. The transcript is spliced from 2 exons. Gene Ontology annotation, molecular function: gap junction channel activity. The record is from RefSeq and is a predicted model, not a curated record. Gene Ontology annotation, biological process: cell-cell signaling. Gene Ontology annotation, cellular component: connexin complex.
CCUUUUUCUGAUCGCCACAGAGAAAAUUUACUUCAAUUACACAACUUUUUUUUUUUUUACAAAAAGAGUUAGCCUAAAAUAAUAUACACACAUUGUAAAUUGAAAAAAAUGUGACUUUGUUUUUUAAUACAAAAAUCCUUGAACGGCUCUCCUAAGACCAACUUCUAGUUUCGGUUUUAUCCACAGAUCAGAGAAAACAUUUCCCCCUCCCAGCAAUUAGAGCUAUUUAUUAUAAGAAGUGAAAGUGCUGCGGGAGUUAGCAGCCUGCUUUCAGACGGAGGACCAGAGCUCGCCGACGGUACGAUCCUUCUGCUGAUUCUGCCGUUUAUCUUCUGCUUAAACAGAAAAUCGUCAAACCUACGAAAAUAUUAACUGAGAGUCACUUUAAUUUUCAUGUGCAGAGGAUGUCGAAGUCAGACUGGACCUUUAUGGAGCUCCUGCUGGAGCAGGGGCAGGUGCACUCCACAGGUGUGGGGAAGAUGUGGCUGACGGUGCUCUUCCUGUUCCGCGUGCUGGUGCUGAGCACGGCGGCUGAGUCGGUGUGGGGCGACGAGCAGUCCGACUUUGUCUGCAACACGCUGCAGCCGGGCUGUGAGGCCGUCUGCUACGACAAGGCCUUCCCCAUCUCCCACUUCCGCUUCUUCAUCCUGCAGGUCAUCAUCGUCGCCUCGCCCGCCAUCUUCUACCUCAGCUACGCCGCCCUGCACGCCAGGGGGCAGAGGAAGAGGGAGGAGGAGGAGGAGGAGGAGAGGAGGAAGAGGGAGGAGGAGGCGAAGGGAAGGGACUCGAAGGUGGAGAAGAAGGAGAAGGAGGGAGGGCGGGAGAGAGAGGGCGCAGGGCAGGGUGGGAGGGUACCCCCGAAUGUGCCCAGGCUGAGAGGCAAGCUGUUCCGGGUGUACCUGUGCGUCACCGUCCUCAAGCUGCUGCUGGAGGCGGCCUUCAUCCUGGUGCUGUGGCACGUGUACGGCUUCACCGUGCCCGCCCACUACGUGUGCCAGCGCUGGCCGUGCCCACACACGGUCGACUGCUUCGUGUCGCGGCCCAAGGAGAAGACCGUCUUCACCGUGUACAUGCAGGCCAUGGCGGGCGUGUCGCUGCUCUUCAACCUGCUGGAGGUGUGCGUGCUCCUCCGCCGAUGCUGCUGCCCCGCCCCGGGCAGCUGGGCCCACCCCCGCGCCCCAGCGCCCCACCCCAAACAGAGGGCUCACCUCCACCUGCCCACGGGCAAGGGCGGGGCCACUCCGGGAUGGGAGGCUCGGAUUCGCUGGGGUGCCCAGCAUGCUUUUGGGGCGGAGCCAGCCUUACUUGCCCCUCCCCCUUCUCUGACCCGUCUCCCUCAGGAGGCCCCCAGGGGCAGCUGGUCCACACAGUGGCGUUAUCCCCAGGUCUACCAGCAGGGCGGCGCCUCAAUAUGAGGGACAGACUGGAGGUGCUUUUCUCUGAGAGUCCAGCAGGGAUGAGCCACUCCACACGCUACACUGCUGCCCUUUGAGGAAGAGGAAGGUGAAGAGGAAAGGGAUGAAAGCUGGUCUCAGGCAACAGGGAGCUCCUGAUCCUGUUGCUGCUCCAGAUAGGAAGAGUGUGAACGGAAUUUGGCUGAGAACAUUCCCAGAAUUCACCUCCAGCACCCCCUUCCACUUCCUGCUUUGCUCGGACAGUUCCAGAAAGUCUGUGCGCAUCUGUUUCCUGAUGAUAAGCAAUGCAAAGGCAGGAGCCUUAUCCCCCAAUAAGAUCUGCCUGUGAUCUGUGACAGGAAAUGGCCUCUAAUUCACAGGGUGGCUCCCGCUGUAUAAAUGUUAUUAUAUAACCUGAAAGUCAGGAAGGGAUAAUCUCUGAGUGACCUAAGGACAGUGUCUGCAGGUUUAACUCCAGUCCUGGAGGGCAGCAGUGUCUGCGGGUUUAACUCCAGUCCUGGAGGGCCGCAGUGUCUGCAGGUUUAACUCCAGUCCUGGAGGGCUGCAGUGAUUGCAGGUUUAACUCCAGUCCUGGAGGGCCGCAGUGUCUGCAGGUUUAACUCCAGUCCUGGAGGGCAGCAGUGUCUGCAGGUUUAACUCCAGUCCUGGAGGGCCACAGUGUCUGCGGGUUUAACUCCAGUCCUGGAGGGCCACAGUGUCUGCGGGUUUAACUCCAGUCCUGGAGGGCCACAGUGUCUGCGGGUUUAACUUCAGUCCUGGAGGGACGCAGUGUCUGCAGGUUUAACUCCAGUCCUGGAGGGACGCAGUGUCUGCAGGUUUAACUCCAGUCCUGGAGGGCAGCAGUGUCUGCGGGUUUAACUCCAGUCCUGGAGGGCCACAGUGUCUGUGGGUAUUGCAGACCUGCCAACCUUAGGAAAAUAUUUUGAGUACCACAAUAGUCAGUGUAAUGCUUAGUUCACAUGCUUUCGCACCACUUCGCAUUGCAUGCACACACGCACACACAAGCCUUUCUUCAUAAUUCUAGUUUCGACUGUUGUGAUAAGGCAAAAUUGUAUAAUUUGACAUGGUUCUAAAAUAUCACUUGCACUGCACUGGGCUAUAUUAUGAUAUACUUUCAAGUCAAAAGUUUGAGUACACCUGCUUAAAACAAUUUUUUCAUGAUUAAUAUUUCAUUAUAUGAUAUGUGUCCUUAUACAAACUCAUAACCAUAAGUGAAUUGCAUUCACUUAUUCAAUAAAAAUGGAAAUUAUUUAUUUUGUAUAUUGUAACAUAUGUUUUCAUUUUCAAGUAUUUACAGAAACUUAUGUUGUAAUGUAAAAAAAAAGCUUAUGUUGCAAUGUAAAACACUGUCAAUUAUGAAUAAAACCAAGUUUCUGUUCAUGAUUUCCAUUUUUAUUUAAUAAUUAAAUAAUUGAAUCAGCUUAUAUAGGCACACAUCAUACAGGCCUAAUGAAAAAAAGAAGUAUUCAAUUGAAAAAUUAUCUAGGAAUGUAGGCUUUUGUAACUAGAGGUUUAGCCAAAUUAUUACCUGAAGCUCCUUGGUGGCUAAUGUCAAAAUCAUAAUUGCACAAUGUGCAAAAUGCAAGGUGCGGAAGUUUUCAGGGGCGGAGCCACGGCCAUUGCUCCUGAUAUUUUGCGUGGAACUUCUGGGGGGCAUAGACCAGAGACUGUAAAAAAUAUGGACAAAGCUACUGUGAUGUCACCCAUUGACUCUCCGUGGGUCUCUAAAAACACGUUUUGAAGCUCAAUGGCGGGCGCGGCCAUUUUCUCGAUUUGGAGCCAAAACCAUAGAGUUAAGCGGUCUUGUGAUUUUUACAAUGUGAUUGACAGUCCGGAGCGGAAAAGCCCAUCAACCUGAACGAGGAUAGCUGACUGUCUGCCGUUAUGUUUUAAAAUAUAUUAUCAGAUGUUUACGGAGUUUAAUUUCCAUCCGUGACUGUACUGUGUCAUGUAAUCACGUUAUAUGUAUGACAUUAAAAAUACAAUUAGGCUAUGUUCAGUUAUCUUCAAUUUAUGUUUCUCUGCAAAACGAAUAUGCUUAGCUAGCAUAUCAGCUUGCCAGUGAGCUAGGUAGGCUGGCUAUCCGUGGUUAGCUCACGCAUUAGCAAUAUGAACCACAGGGGAAGAACAUUGACUACACUGAUGGUCAAUCAAUCAGAGAUGUGUAGGCUACUGGUGAUUUGACUAGGCUAAUUUUCGUUAGAUGGUAGAUCUGCUGUUAACCGAGCAAGUUAUCGUCGUAGGUUUUCGCCACAGUCAGUUAAUAAGCCAGUAACUGCUACUAGCUACUCCAUCGCCGUUUGUGGUGUUCACUUGCUGGGUGACGCUAGCUGACCGAUCGUUCGCAAAUCACUUUCUACCGAAUGAAAAUUAACACUGUCAGCGGUGAUUAACAAAUCUACCAAGUAUUUUAAUAACUGAUCUGCAGGCGUGUAAAUAUGACAACGCACUUUGUACAGCAAGUUUUCCACAUGGUGCAUGAAGACAAAAAUUAUGUAGCCUACAUUGAAUUUCUAAUUAUUAUUAGGCUAUUAUUUUUUUCUUGUAAAUCAUCAAAACCAAUGGAGAAAAGCCAAUAUACGCAAGGAGCCCCCAGAACCGAUACUGAUAACCACUGUCUUAAAUGCCUAGCUUGUCGGUCUCUUAAAUGCUAAAAACAUGUUCCUUUCUAAAUGCCAAGAUGGUUAAUUUCGUUAACUUCUGUGUGUGUGAUUUCAUCGUGUGUUGUAUAUUCAGCAAAUGAACCUUGAGACUCUCAAUUCGCUUCGUGAAACUGAAAAAGUGUUUAUCCCAAAAUCGGGAUUAUAGUAGCUUUGUCACAUGCGUGAAGCAUGGCCCAGGUAGACAUUUAUGGAAUGUACACGACUGACAAGCCGUCAAACACGUCUGACAGAUUGAAUGUUUGCCGGUUAAGGUUAGCUAGCUAGUCAAAUGGCUUGGUAGCCGAAGUUGCGAACUGUUCUAGCAUAGGCUACUACUGGACUACCAAAUAUAGCAAGCUGAUUACGCUUUCUGUCAAGUAAUUAUUUGGUUAACUAGGCUAAAGGAAAUCGUAAAAAUGACUCGGCUACCGAAAAACUUAAGAGGAGGAUUAUUUUAUGGUCGUCUAGUGCAGCUGUAAAUAGCACACGCCAUAAUGAAAUCACCACGAAAUGGGAUGCCUGCAUUUUCAGACUUAGCACAGGCGGACCGUGGCCGGAGCCGCAAUGUCAAGGCCAAGAGGCGCCACCGCCCACCCCAGUGACCAUAGACUGUA